AUGAGACUCCUACCUCUCCUGUGGGUUGCUGCCGCGGCUUGCGGAGCCGCAGCACUGCCUAGCGGCCACGAUGGCAUCACACUCAGUGUACCCGAAGCACCGGAGAAGAGAGCCCUCCUCCAAGAUCUUGUUACCUGGGACGAAAACUCGUUAUUCAUAAAGGGGGAGCGAGUGAUGAUCUACAGUGGCGAGUUCCACCCCUUCCGCCUACCCUCGCCGUCUCUGUGGCUGGAUAUCUUCCAGAAGAUCAAGGCUGCAGGGUUCAAUACGAUUAGCUAUUAUAACAUGUGGGGGUUGAAUGAGCAGACUAGGGGGGAGUUCCGGGCGGAGGGAGUUUUUGAUAUGGUGCCUUUUUAUGAGGCUGCGUUGGAGGCGGGGAUUUAUCUAAUUGCGAGACCCGGGCCGUAUAUCCAUGCAGAAUCUACUGGGGGUGGUCUCCCUGGCUGGGUAGCUAGAAUACCAGCUCAGAUUCGGAGUGCGGAUCCACUCUUUUUGAAUGCGUCAGAUGUCUAUCUCGCUGGCGUCGGCGCGGCGAUUGCAAAGUACCAGAUUACGAACGGCGGCCCGAUCAUCCUGGCCCAAAUUGAGAACGAAUAUAGCAACUGCCACGAUGGCACCGGCGGCUGUCUUGAGGCUGGCUGGAUGCAGCAUAUCGAAGAUAGACUCCGGGAGGCCGGCGUAGUCGUUCCGACUAUCUCUAAUGAUGGGUCCCCUCGUGGGCGUUGGGUGACAUCUGGUGGCUACACGAUUGAUAUUUAUGGCCACGAUGCCUAUCCGUUGGGUAUUGACUGCUCAAAGCCUGAUGAAUGGUACAACGGCAUGAACAAGAACCUGCCAACGGACUGGGCCGCAUUGCACCAGCAGCAUAGCCCUCACACGCCGUACUCAGUCCUGGAGUUUCAACAAGGGUCGCCAACUGGCUGGGGGGGUCCGAGCUACGAGCAAUGCGCGGCGUUCCUGAACCACGAAUACGCCCGGGUGUUCAAUAAGAACAACUACGGCGCAGGGGCGAGAAUCUAUAACCUCUACAUGACUGUCGGUGGCACCAAUUGGGGUGGCAUCUCCUACUCUGAGGGUCUGACCUCUUACGACUACGGCGCGCCGAUAUCAGAAGACCGUGGCAUCGCACGGGAGAAAUUUAGCGAGAUAAAGCUCGAAGCCCAGAUGCUCAAGGUCUCCCCGUCAUAUCUGCUUGCGAAUCCAUCCAACUUCACCACGGGCAUCUACAGCUCCAACGAGAAUGUUGCUGUUACCCCAGUCCUGGCAAACACAACCCUCAGCGACUCUAAAACGAACUAUUUUGUUGUCCGUCAUGCGAACUAUUCAACUGAUUACACGGCAGGCUAUACUCUCAACCUAGCAACCACAGCUGGUGAUUUGACGAUCCCCCAGCUUGGUCAAGGCACCCUAACUCUGCCCGGGCGUGAUUCGAAAAUUCAUGUCACGGACUAUAAAGUCGGCGACUACAAUAUUCUCUAUUCGACGGCUGAGAUCUUUACCUGGAAGCAAUUUUCGGAGCGAAAUGUUCUCUUGGUAUAUGGCGGGCCUGAUGAGCUUCACGAGAUUGCCAUCCAGGUCAGCCAUAUCCGCAACAAACCCAGGUCGGUAGAGGGGGAUGGCGUGACGAUCCAGCGUCUUGAAGAGAGUAAUAGCGAUGCGUGGAUUGUGCAGUAUACCGCGACGCCACAACGUAAGGUUGUACAGAUAGCAGACCUCUUUGUCUAUCUCCUUGAUCGGAACUCAGCAUAUAACUACUGGGUUCCGGAUCUCGGGGAUGACCCCUACGGCACAAGCCUCAUGAACCCAGAGUCUCUGAUCGUCAAGGCAGGAUACCUUGUCCGCAACGUCUCGGUAUCCGGAGCCGGUCUAUACGUCGACGCAGAUUUCAAUAAAACAACUUCCCUAGAAAUAAUCGGAGCACCCAAGAGUGUCCGUGAGCUCUAUCUCAACAGUGAACGCACAUCACAUACAGUGAACGCACUAGGUAACUGGCAAGCCAGCUUCACAUACAAACACCCGAAUCUCCGCCUUCCUGAUCUUUCCACACUCGACUGGUCGGUUCUCGAUUCCUUGCCAGAGGUAUCCCCAUCGUACGACGACUCGCUAUGGAGACCAGCAAAUAUCACUUCAAGCCUUUACCCCGAAGAGCAACGACUCCCCGUCUCCCUCUACGCCGACGACUACGGCUACCACGUCGGUACCAUCAUAUACCGAGGCACCUUCACCGCAACAACCAGCCAGGCGUCCACAUUGAAACUCACAGCCCGCGGUGGCAGAGCCUUUGCCCUUUCCAUAUGGGCAAACGGCACCUUCAUCGGUAGCUACAACGGCUCCGGAGCCGUCAAGGCCAUCUACGAGACCGCGUUCACCAUCCCAGAGAAUCUACUCACCGCAGGCCAAAACGCAACACUGACGAUCGCCCUCGAUCACAUGGGCCUAGAACAUAACAUUCCCGGCGCGUCAACGGGGAAGAUCGCGCGCGGCAUAAUCGUAUACGACCUCGAAGGCGUGGAAACGGCAGACAUCAACUGGAAACUAACGGGAAACCUGGGCGGCGAAUCGUACUAUGAUAAAUGGCGCGGCCCCCUAAAUGAAGGUGGACUCUUCGUUGAACGUCAGGGCUACACAGCCCCCUCGCCCCCUCUUACGGAUGCCGGGUUUACACCCGGUAGCCCCUUCACUUCCACGCAUGGGCCGGGUAUCUGGUUCUACACAAGUAAAUUCACACUCGAUCUCCCCUCCGAGAAAUGGGAUAUCCCGCUACAUUUCACCUUCAAGAACCAGACCGAGUCUCUCGGUAAUUAUCGCUCUUUGCUGUACAUAAACGGCUGGCAGUUUGGCAGAUAUCUCAGCAAUAUCGGCCCGCAGUCAACAUUCCCAGUUCCCGAGGGGAUUUUGGAUUAUAAUGGCGAAAAUUGGAUUGGGCUGGUGGUUUGGGCAUUGAAUGAGGGCGGGGCGGCAAUUCCAGGGAUUGAGUUAGAGGCUGGCACGCCGUUGUAUACGAGCCGGAGGCCUGUGAAGCUUGUUAAGAGUCCGAGGUAUGAGCGGAGGUUGGGGGCGUAUUAG
This is a messenger RNA of Aspergillus puulaauensis, 3066 nucleotides long. RefSeq names its product glycoside hydrolase family 35 protein. The record is from RefSeq and is a predicted model, not a curated record. The transcript has 8 exons. Bases 1 to 3066 code for a protein of 1021 amino acids. NCBI's taxonomy places the organism in Eukaryota, Fungi, Ascomycota, Eurotiomycetes, Eurotiales, Aspergillaceae. Gene Ontology annotation, molecular function: beta-galactosidase activity. Gene Ontology annotation, cellular component: vacuole. Gene Ontology annotation, biological process: carbohydrate metabolic process.